Aspergillus bombycis is the source of this 2328-nucleotide messenger RNA. RefSeq names its product galactose oxidase. The transcript has a single exon. Bases 1 to 2328 code for a protein of 775 amino acids. The record is from RefSeq and is a predicted model, not a curated record. NCBI's taxonomy places the organism in Eukaryota, Fungi, Ascomycota, Eurotiomycetes, Eurotiales, Aspergillaceae. Gene Ontology annotation, molecular function: protein binding.
AUGAAGUGGCAGUGGGCAUCGGGGCUCCUCGUGGGCGCCGCUGCUGUGGACGCCUUCAAACCAGCCGAAUUUUCCUAUGAAUCCUCGGCCGCCGAGUGUAUCGAGAUUGCCAAAUCGGUGACGGGCGGAAUUAAGUACCAGUCUCCCCCGGCGGAUUCAAAGCUCAUCGCCAAAUCGAACCCGGAGAACCCAGAGGAAAACUGGGCGGUCAAAUGCUCCAGUCAGCAUAAAGGCUAUGCCUGCGAUUAUGCCAUCGAUGAUCGCGACGACCGAUACUGGCGGAGCAACCCCAGUCCCGGAGAGACUUCGGAGAUCGUCGUCGAUCUCCGCAAAGAGCACUAUGUCUCCGGUCUAACCAUGUUGCCUCACUUGGAGAAGACGAGUCGCGAGGGCCAGAUUGGCGAACACCGCAUCUAUCUCUCUCAGGACAAUCAGACGUGGGUCCAAGUCGCAUACGGGACCUGGGGAUCCAACAAGAGUCCCAAGAUGUCCGCCUUUAACCCUAAACGGGCGCGAUAUGUCAAGCUGGUCUCGGAUACCGCAGCCCUGCCCAGUAAGGCGCAGGAGGCGCACGGGCAGAUCUCGAUCGUCAACCUGAGCGUUUACGCAUACGACGGGGAGACCUACCCGGAAGACAAUCCCAGCAAGGGUGUCUGGGGGCCCACGAUCGAUCUCCCGAUCGUGCCUGUCUCCUCCGCGGUCGAGCAACACGGCGACCUCAUCAUGUGGUCGGCCUGGGCAGACGACCAGUUCUUCGCCUCGCCCGGUGGUAAGACGCUGACCAGCACCAUGAACCGUGACGGCGUGAUCACCCAGAGCACCGUCUCCGAAACCCACCACGACAUGUUCUGCCCCGGCACCUCCAUGGAUAUCGACGGCAACAUCGUCGUCAGCGGUGGUGCCGACUCCGGUCGCACCAGUAUCUACAAUGGCACCGCAUGGGUGACCGGCCCGAGCAUGGCGAUUCCCCGCGGAUAUCAGUCGUCGACCACCCUCUCCGACGGUCGCAUCUUUGUGAUCGGAGGGUCUUGGAGUGGUGGCGACAAGAUUGCCAAGAACGGCGAGGUCUACUAUCCCUUGCCUGAUGGCAAGGCCCGGUGGGAGGUACGCCCGGGGGCUGAGGUGGAACCGAUGAUGACUGACGACCGGAAGGGCCAAUGGCGGGCGGAUAACCACGCCUGGCUCUUUGGCUGGAAGAAGGCGAGUGUCUUCCAGGCCGGUCCGAGUAAGGAGAUGCAUUGGUACGAUGUCGACGACGAAAACACCGACCGCAGAGGCCGGCGGAGCGUCAGAGGUUCCGUGCACAGCGCAGGACUCCGUGGACGAGACCGCGACGCCAUGUCGGGCAGUGCGGUCAUGUACGAUGCGACUCAGGGCAAAAUCGUCACCUUUGGUGGGCAACGUCAUUACGAUGGCUCGUUGGGUUCCAAGAACGCCCAUCUCAUCACACUCGGCGAGCCCUAUCAACGUCCCGUCGUGAAGGUAGCAGGUAAAGGCCCCAACGGUCGAGGUGAGGGCGGAAUGCAUCACCCGCGUGUGUUCCACACCUCGGUGGUGCUUCCGGAUGGCACGGUCUUCAUUGCUGGUGGCCAGACCUGGGGCCAGCCCUUCCACGAAGGAAACAUCACCUACACGCCCGAACUCUACGACCCGAAGACGGACACGUUCGUUGAGCUGGGCCGCAACAACAUCAAGCGCGUGUACCACAGUAUUUCGAUGCUGCUGCCCGACGCUACCGUACUCAAUGGUGGUGGCGGUCUCUGUGGUAACUGCUCUGCCAACCACUACGACGCCGAGAUCUUCAGACCCCCCUACCUCUUCGCGGCCGACGGCACGCCAGCUGUGCGCCCGGAGAUCACCAGAAUGAUGAACGGGAACGUGCUGACCGUGGGCGGGCAGGUCGCCUUCGAGACCGACUCGGAAAUCGAGUCGGCAUCCUUAGUCCGGGUGGGAACCACGACGCAUACCGUCAACACCGAUCAGCGUCGGAUUCCCCUCAAGACCACGGAUGCCGGUGGAAACAAGUACACCGCUGACUUGCCCGCGGAAGCCGGUGUCAUCCUUCCUGGGUGGUACAUGUUGUUCGCCUUGAAUGGUGAGGGCACUCCCAGUGUGGCUCAGAUGGUCAAGGUGAAGCUGUCCGCCACUCCGAACUGGCCGAGUAACAAACCCAGCUGGGAACAGGCAGAGGAACUUGAAUCUGGGCCUAGCGAGGAUGCCCCUGAUUGCGACCAUGAGGAGGAAAUCAAGGGAAUAAUUUCCAGUCUGCUUGCCUCGUCCAGCAAGUUCUGGAAUACCUGGAAGCCUGCUCUGAUCACCCAGGCGUAA